Molecule: messenger RNA, 485 nt
Organism: Drosophila serrata
Lineage: Eukaryota; Metazoa; Arthropoda; Insecta; Diptera; Drosophilidae
Gene: janB
Product: janus B
Biological process (GO): peptidyl-histidine dephosphorylation
Cellular component (GO): cytosol
Molecular function (GO): protein histidine phosphatase activity
Source: RefSeq, a predicted model, not a curated record
AUUGUAAAAAAAAAUGAAAUUGUUAAGAAAACUUGAUCUGAUUCCGCGAUGUGUCCUUCCUUUGCAAAAAGGAUUUUCAACCGAUUUGCCGAACCUAUUAGGCAUUCCUAGGGUUAAGAUACCAGAAGGCCAAAGUCGUUAUUUAUUGCUUAUGGCUCAUUCGCAUGGCUACACAAGGUUUGGAAGAACCAUCGUCAGGGGGGCUGAUGUUCCACAUUUGAAAAUAUUCGACCAAGCGUUGGAGGAGAUGGAGCCACAAGGAAUUUGUGCGAAAUGUCUUGGCGGUGGAAUGAUUCACAAUGAUGUGAGCGGAAAAAAAAUACGAAUAUAUGGCUUUAGUUCAACUUUCGGGAAUGCUGACCACUUCAGGACAAAAAACAUACUGCAGUCGUGGUCCACAUUCAGGGAUUUCGAAAUCAUCAUCAAUAAUUAAGCUUCGGAAAUCUUAAUCUCACAAAAUAAAAAUGGCAAACGGAAUGCAUAAA